ACGGUGUUGGAUUCUUGCCGUCACUGGAGAAUUUCAUCGAGCAGCUUAUCAACACUUCCGGGGUGGACAGGCUCACACUUGUGUCGACUCUGAUAUAUCUGAAACGAGUCAAAUCCCGACUGCGCCCCGGUAGCAGAGGAUAUCGAUGUACUGCUCACCGCCUCUUUUUCGCUGCUCUUAUCCUCUCUGACAAGUAUUCCAACGAUGAGUCACGAAUGAACAAAGAUUGGGCUCCUCUUUCUCUGAUGUACUUCGAAGGAGAACUGAUUUUUGGCUUCUCACUGGCGGAGGUGAAGCUGCUGGAGAAGCAAUUGUUACAGUUGUUAGACUAUGACGUAGGGAUAACCGAGGACGACUGGCUUGGAGAAUUAGAAGUUUUCGAAGCAAGUGUCGACGAAGAGUAG
Messenger RNA from Diaporthe amygdali, 404 nucleotides. Its product is annotated as PHO85 cyclin-9. The annotation marks the transcript as partial. The record is from RefSeq and is a predicted model, not a curated record. Gene Ontology annotation, biological process: regulation of cyclin-dependent protein serine/threonine kinase activity. The transcript has a single exon. Gene Ontology annotation, cellular component: cyclin-dependent protein kinase holoenzyme complex; nucleus. NCBI's taxonomy places the organism in Eukaryota, Fungi, Ascomycota, Sordariomycetes, Diaporthales, Diaporthaceae. Gene Ontology annotation, molecular function: cyclin-dependent protein serine/threonine kinase regulator activity; protein kinase binding.